UGGAGGGGGGUGGGUGGUGACAUAUUGUAGCGGUUUGUGUGUGUUGGUGUUGUGGGGCGGAGGAGGGAGGCGGUGGGUGAGGCGGUGGCGUAAACGCAUGUCCGCCAGACAGAGCAUCCUGAGGGUGUCCAGCAGGGGGACAGCUGGGGGUCUGCAGCCUCCUUUAAGAGCCGAGCCAGUCCCAGGAACGCACACUUGUCGUGCGUAAAGGCUGUGCGUAAAAGUCAGCGGACCACCUGAAACUUUCUGUAGUUUUUCUCCCACUGUUCACUCCGUGUUGCGAUUUGAAUUGAACCUUCUUCGAGGGGAGAGCACUGAACGGAGACGCCGAGGAUUAAAACACACAUUUUCCUGCAUUUCUUCAAGGUUUUAUCUCCAUCACUGCCGCCAGUAUGAUGUCCUAUCUGAAGCAGCCGCCGUACACGAUGAACGGACUGGGCUUAUCUACCUCAGGCGUGGACCUGGUGCACCCUUCACUGGGAUACCAAGCAACGCCCCGCAAACAGAGGAGAGAGAGGACGACCUUCACUCGAGCCCAGCUCGACGUUCUGGAAAACCUGUUCUCCAAGACCCGUUACCCCGAUAUCUUUAUGCGAGAGGAGGUGGCCCUGAAGAUCAACCUGCCCGAGUCCAGAGUCCAGGUUUGGUUCAAAAACCGGAGGGCCAAGCAUCGGCAGCAGGCCCAGCAGAGCCAGACAGGAGUGCAGAACAAGGCCGUGAACAGGCCGGUCAAAAAGAAAGGAUCUCCGCUCAGAGAAACCGGUUCAGAGAGCGGAGCCAGCGGCCAGUUCACGCCGCCCUCCAGCACCACCCUCCCGUCUGUGAGCAGCAGCGCAGCACCGGUGUCCAUCUGGAGUCCGGCCUCCAUCUCGCCUCUCCCUGAGCCUCUCUCCGCAUCCUCCUCCUCUUCAUCAUCUUCCUCCUGCAUGCAGCGAUCAUAUCCCAUGACCUACAGCCAGGCCUCGGGCUACAACCAGGGAUACACGGGCUCCUCCUCUUACUUCACCGGGAUGGACUGCGGCUCCUACCUCUCGCCUAUGCACCAUCAGCUUUCCGCCGCCGCCGCCCUCGACGUUCUGGAAAACCUGUUCUCCAAGACCCGUUACCCCGAUAUCUUUAUGCGAGAGGAGGUGGCCCUGAAGAUCAACCUGCCCGAGUCCAGAGUCCAGGUUUGGUUCAAAAACCGGAGGGCCAAGCAUCGGCAGCAGGCCCAGCAGAGCCAGACAGGAGUGCAGAACAAGGCCGUGAACAGGCCGGUCAAAAAGAAAGGAUCUCCGCUCAGAGAAACCGGUUCAGAGAGCGGAGCCAGCGGCCAGUUCACGCCGCCCUCCAGCACCACCCUCCCGUCUGUGAGCAGCAGCGCAGCACCGGUGUCCAUCUGGAGUCCGGCCUCCAUCUCGCCUCUCCCUGAGCCUCUCUCCGCAUCCUCCUCCUCUUCAUCAUCUUCCUCCUGCAUGCAGCGAUCAUAUCCCAUGACCUACAGCCAGGCCUCGGGCUACAACCAGGGAUACACGGGCUCCUCCUCUUACUUCACCGGGAUGGACUGCGGCUCCUACCUCUCGCCUAUGCACCAUCAGCUUUCCGCCGCUGCCGCAGCGGGCGCCGCCAUGAAUACCAUGAAUAGCAGCGGCGUGUCCGGCCACCUGAACCCGGCCUCCACGCUCUCCUCGUCGGCGUACGGAGCGGCGGGACUCGGUUUCAGCAGCGACUGUCUGGACUACAAGGACCAAACGGGUUCCUCGUGGAAGUUCAAUUUCAACACGGACUGUUUGGAUUACAAAGACCAAUCUGCGUGGAAAUUUCAAGUUUUGUGAAUAAUAAAAAAUAAAAAAUAAAAAACUAAAGGGACAUUUCCACAAACUGCAGAGAAGUCAGUGGUAGAGUUGCAGGCUGUGGCCCCUUAAGGCCCUCACUUCUACCUCGGAGCAGAGCUGCCCGUCUGGUGUCUCAUCCUGUUCAUGGUCAUUUACCAUUCAGACUCAGUUGUCCAACUUUGAUCAAGGACAUGGAACAAAUGUGUUGACAAAGAGAGACGAGGAUCAGAAGAAAGAGCAGAAGGAAGCAGGUCUACCUUGGCUGAGUUUGAGGAAUAGGUCCGGUUUUCUUCUAAGCUCCUUAAAAGACUGCUGUUUUUUUUUUUGUUUUUUUUUUUUUGUUGUUGGCACAAAGAAGCUUUGAUCAAAGCUCAGUGCGUGUGUGUGUUAGAAAGAGAAAAGGAGAGGGAAAUGGCAGCUCUGACAUAAACCUGGAUGCACUAUUUAAUUUAUGAAAAAUAUGUUUAAGGCUAGUUAUACAAGACAAUCAGUUUGUUUGUGUGUUCUCAUAAAUGUCCUCUGAGUGAGUGUGUAUGUGAUUUGUGUGUGUGUUCUCUAUGAUUUAUUACAUUUUUAGUUAGAUUUUUGUAACUGUAAUCCCCUGUACUGCCUGAAAACAUUUUAUUCUGCAUACACAGGCCCAGCUGUGAUUCUGUUCAUGUUAUCCCCAUGUGUUAGCCUAAGUAAAUUAUUAUAAGGAUUCAUAUUAGUUGGAUGUAACUGGAAGUGAAGCCAGUCUCAAUGUGGGCUGCAAAGUACAGAGAAGGCCAUAAACACAGAAUAACAAUAAAGUCCACUUGACCUGAAAUCUCCACCUUUCACAAAUGUUUUCUUUUUUCUGUCUGAUGAAACAGUUUUUGUUCACUGCACAACACAAUGUGUCACCAAGAAGAAAAAAUAAUCUAAGUUGUUUUUGAAGCACAAGACAACUUGGCCCACAUGUGUAAAAAGUCAAAUAUUUGGACUGGGGAUGAUCACACAACUAUCACUACACCACCACACCUCCUCCUCUCCAAUGCUACAUCACAUUCUGCCACCACCAGGAAUGCAGGUUAUGAGGAAGCUGUGCUA
Messenger RNA from Cynoglossus semilaevis (tongue sole), 2885 nucleotides. RefSeq names its product homeobox protein OTX2-like. The coding region runs from base 393 to 1814 and encodes 473 amino acids. Lineage: Eukaryota; Metazoa; Chordata; Actinopteri; Pleuronectiformes; Cynoglossidae. The record is from RefSeq and is a predicted model, not a curated record. Gene Ontology annotation, molecular function: RNA polymerase II cis-regulatory region sequence-specific DNA binding; DNA-binding transcription factor activity, RNA polymerase II-specific. The transcript is spliced from 5 exons. Gene Ontology annotation, cellular component: nucleus. Gene Ontology annotation, biological process: multicellular organism development; regulation of transcription by RNA polymerase II.